CCAGUGAAGAUGAGUGGAAGAGGCAAAGGAGGAAAAGGACUCGGUAAAGGAGGCGCUAAGCGUCACCGCAAAGUCCUCCGUGAUAACAUCCAGGGAAUCACCAAGCCCGCUAUCCGCCGUCUGGCUCGCCGCGGUGGAGUGAAGCGUAUCUCCGGUCUGAUCUACGAGGAGACCCGCGGAGUGCUGAAGGUCUUCCUGGAGAACGUGAUCCGUGAUGCCGUCACCUACACCGAGCACGCCAAGAGGAAGACGGUGACCGCCAUGGAUGUGGUGUAUGCUCUGAAGAGACAGGGACGCACUCUCUACGGAUUCGGGGGUUAAACUCUGACUAGCAUCAAACAACCAAAGGUCCUUUUAAGGGCCACACACUUAUAUAAAGAGCUGACUUUCUAACAAUUUUUUUUUAAAGCUUUCUUUUACAAACCUCUAAUAUCAACACUAUUGUUGCGAAAAGUCUGAGCCUAUUAACAAUACUUUUGAAUUUUUGUAGCUUUCAUUAACUUUAGAAAGUGUCUCAAAUCACGUGUAGCAGUAAGCCAAAUGUAAUGGAGGUUUAAUGGUGUAUAAAGUAACCAUAACAUGGAAAUAUUGAACAGUACUCAAGUAUAUGUAUUCAGUUACUUUCCUGGUCACCUUUAUUAAACUGCUGUUAUUGUAUCGGUAA
This is a messenger RNA of Cyclopterus lumpus (lumpfish), 664 nucleotides long. Its product is annotated as histone H4. NCBI's taxonomy places the organism in Eukaryota, Metazoa, Chordata, Actinopteri, Perciformes, Cyclopteridae. The coding region runs from base 10 to 321 and encodes 103 amino acids. The record is from RefSeq and is a predicted model, not a curated record. The transcript is spliced from 2 exons. Gene Ontology annotation, cellular component: nucleosome. Gene Ontology annotation, molecular function: protein heterodimerization activity; structural constituent of chromatin; DNA binding. Gene Ontology annotation, biological process: nucleosome assembly.